AUGCUGUUUCCCCGCGGCGUCUCUCGGUUCCCGUUUCUACUCCGAGAGCCUCCCUCGUGUCUGUUUCUAACUUCCAUGUUCCUCGGCCCUGCUUGCGUUCCCUGGCUCUUGUCUGUUUCUGGACUGUGCUCAGCGAUCCCUCUUACCUGCUGGCCUUGCUGCUUCCCUGACUUAUCUGUGGAGGCCUCAAGCACCGGAGCUGCCAUGGAUCCCAGCCCCCGGACCGGCCUGGAUCGACAACAGCUGCACCUCCGCGAUCGGCAGAAAUUCUUUGAGGAGAUUUUCCAGCCAGAAACGGACAUCUUUCCCGUGCCCCACCUGCACUUUGAGUCCCACAGGCCCCCCAUAGGCAGCAUCUCCUCCAUGGAGGUUAACGUGGACGCGCUGGAGCAGGUGGACUUGACUGACCUCGGGGAGCAGGACGCGUUGGAUGUGUUCCUUCCCUGCGAGGAACCCCUCACCCCUCACUCUCCUGGUGUCGAGAGCCCCCCGGGGGAACCGAGGCAGCAGUCGGCCCCGGCGGACAGAUCCAAGCCGCGGACCUCGUCGUCGUCCUCCUCUACUUCCACGGAGCCCAACAGCCCGGACGUGAGCGACAGCGGUGCCGAAACGCCUCUGGCCCAGUCUGACGAAGAGGAUGCUGGAGAAGAGCCCGUAGCGCACAGCUAGCGGAGGACCCCGCUCCGUGGACUGAACCGUUCGGGUUCGGACGAGGCCCGCUCCGGGGUCCCCCCGCAAUCCCCGCCCGUGGCCCAGGCUCCGGGGGCGAACCCUCUAGGGAGAGCCGGAGAAUGGGGACAGCACAGCUUUCCUGCUUCGCGGUUAAUGUUUCCCUCCUGCACCUGCUCCACCUGCCCCCCCUUUUCUCCCUCCCCGGGGCUCACCUCCCUGAGUCCCGCUGCCCGACAGGGACCGGAGGGAGGCAUGCCUCUCCUGGUCCGGCGGGCCCACCCACGACCCCUGACCAGACUGUCGUGGGAAGCGGUCCGGAGUUGCCGAUCCCAAAUGCCACGCCCGGUGCCGGGGAAAAGCCUCCCGGAGCUCAGUGGGUGGGCGAAACCGUCAAUCCCCGUCCCCCACUUUGACUCCGGAUUGCAGACCGAACUCCUUCCUUCGCCACGCUCCGAGAGUCCGUCAAGACCACUCACUGUGUCGCCCUCAGGGGCCCGGGCCGCCCCGCCUCCCUACCCUGGAUCCAGGCCUCGCUUCGUUUGGUUGUGGUGGUCUUGGCUGGGGAAGGUCAAAACUGGUUCUCAAGGGCCUGCGGGAUUUCCUGCCGGUCACCAGGGUAUCUGAAGGGGGUGAUAUCCUGUAACACUUUAGCAUUUUGCACUUUGUUGGCCACCUCGGGGCAGGGGCAUCCUACAUUCCCUGACCUGGGCCAUUUUGGGCUUGUUUUCGUGCCAUUCUUAGAGCCUCUUGCCAGUCUCUGCUUCUGCUUGCCUGCCCAGCUCCUGUCCCCCUCCAGGAAGCUACCCUGUGGCUGGAGCUUAAUAUGCCUGUAUUACCGCGACGGCAGUGACAACUUCAAUACAUUUUUUUUUUGGUUUCCAAAUGA
Messenger RNA from Tachyglossus aculeatus (Australian echidna), 1558 nucleotides. It is a transcript of the gene DBNDD2, whose product is annotated as dysbindin domain containing 2. Gene Ontology annotation, cellular component: cytoplasm. Gene Ontology annotation, biological process: negative regulation of protein kinase activity. The record is from RefSeq and is a predicted model, not a curated record. The transcript is spliced from 5 exons. Lineage: Eukaryota; Metazoa; Chordata; Mammalia; Monotremata; Tachyglossidae. The coding region runs from base 1 to 669 and encodes 222 amino acids.